Messenger RNA from Jaculus jaculus (lesser Egyptian jerboa), 636 nucleotides. It is a transcript of the gene Pla2g2f, whose product is annotated as phospholipase A2 group IIF. Lineage: Eukaryota; Metazoa; Chordata; Mammalia; Rodentia; Dipodidae. Gene Ontology annotation, molecular function: phospholipid binding; calcium ion binding. The transcript has 5 exons. Gene Ontology annotation, biological process: arachidonate secretion; lipid catabolic process; phospholipid metabolic process. Bases 1 to 636 code for a protein of 211 amino acids. The record is from RefSeq and is a predicted model, not a curated record.
AUGGCAGGUGGGGCUCAGGCCAACCCCAAAGAGUUCAAGAAGAAGGUGCUGGUUGAACGUGCUUCUGGGUGGAGAGGUCCAAACCUCAAGGCCUCUCCUCCUGUGAGCACCUCCAGGCCGAGUCUGGGAAUGAAGAAAUUCUUCGCCAUUGCAGUCCUGGCCGGCAGCGUUGUGUCUACCGCCCAGGGCAGCCUGUUGAACCUGAAAUCCAUGGUGGAGGCUGUCACAGGCAGAAGCGCCAUCGUGUCCUUCGUGGGCUACGGCUGCUACUGCGGGCUGGGCGGGCGUGGCCAGCCCAUGGAUGAGGUGGACUGGUGCUGUCACGCCCAUGACUGCUGCUACCAGAAGCUCUUUGACCAGGGUUGUCGCCCCUAUGUGGACUACUAUGACUACACCAUCGAGAAUGACACUGUGAUCGUCUGCAGUGAGCUCAACAAGACAGACUGUGACAAGCAGACCUGUGAGUGUGACAAGAAUGUGUCGCUGUGUAUCAAGGACCACCCGUACAGGGAUCGGUACCGCGGUUACCUCAACAUCUACUGCCAAGGCCCCACACCUAACUGCAGCAUCUACGACCCGCUCCCAGAGGAGGUCAACUGCAGAAAUGGCUUCCCCAUGGCCCCCAUGCCGCCCUAG